Molecule: messenger RNA, 782 nt
Organism: Candidula unifasciata
Lineage: Eukaryota; Metazoa; Mollusca; Gastropoda; Stylommatophora; Geomitridae
Source: the annotation of a GenBank genome assembly
GUUUUUGUAUGAAAACUCGAACGGAUACUGGAGAGAAAGUUUUCAUAAACAUCUGUCACUCUGAAGAUGUGCCAGAACCUAAAGAUCUCUCAGAUGAUGAGCUUUUGAAAGUGCUGGAAUCUGAAGAUCCAACUCAGUUUAGAAUACCUAUGAGUAUUGGCGAGCCUCAUGUGGAAUUGGAUAAAACUGGUGGAGGUUGUACAGCCUAUGAUGUUAUAGUCCACUCAAACUUCCUCAAGAAGAUGGACAAGAGCCAGUUGUUCAAGACCUUCUUUUUGACCAUUAUGUGCGAAGGAAUAGAGGAAAAGUACAAUAUCUUGCUCAAAAGAGACUGGAUUUUCUUAAAAAACAGAAAAUUUGUUGGCAAAUUGGCAGAGCAGAAUGUUCGAACCAAAUCAAAACCUUUGAUCAUGGACAUGGACAGUGUUGGAGAUCAGCUUCCUGAAGAACAGCCCGAAAAGCGAAAUUUAAUCACGGAAGUUCAAGAACAUGAAGAAAUGCUGAUUAAAAAGGCACCUGAACCAAAAUUCACCAUCAUCCAAGAGCCACACGAGGGCUAUCCAGAAUUCCUGGUCGCAGAAAUUCACUUACCAAAUAUUAAAACUGCACAGUCGCUGACCUUGGAUGUUGGUGAAGACAGGCUGUUGCUAACAACUCGAUCCCAUGUGUACCAUCUGGAUAUAUUUCUGCCCUUUGACCUGAUCAGUGAAGAAUGUGGUGCUCAGUUUGACAGGGUGUCCAAAGUAUUAACAGUCACAAUGCCCGUUAAGCCAGCAUCAUGA